Messenger RNA from Trametes versicolor FP-101664 SS1, 1211 nucleotides. RefSeq lists its product as uncharacterized. The record is from RefSeq and is a predicted model, not a curated record. Gene Ontology annotation, molecular function: protein binding. The transcript has 3 exons. NCBI's taxonomy places the organism in Eukaryota, Fungi, Basidiomycota, Agaricomycetes, Polyporales, Polyporaceae. Bases 29 to 1123 code for a protein of 364 amino acids.
CGCCCUCAGAACUAUCACACCUUCUUAGAUGGAAGAACAGCCGCAGUUGCUCAAGCGGGCGAGGCUCGAUCCUGACGAUUCUCGGGCAGACAUCGCUUCCGACAAUGGCAUCGCCCCCGUCCGACCGCCGUCUCAGCUACAGCCUGAGUCCCAACAGUUCUUCACUCGGGAUGAAAAGUACUGGUUUGAGGAUGGGAACAUCAUACUCUCGGCGCGCAACGUCGGCUUCAAAGUGUACAAAGGCCUACUCGCCGAGCACUCCGCCGUAUUCCGCGGGAUGUUUGUUGUGGCACAAGGCGCGCACGCCGCGGGAGAGCAAGCUGACGGCUGCCCGGUAGUUCCUCUCGACGACUCUCCAGACGAUCUGCGGGAGCUAUUCCGGAUCAUAUACCCCUUGACCUCCAACGUCAGCCUAGAUAGGGGCACCGUCGACAUGGACAUGCUCUCUGCGGUCAUACGCCUCGAUCACAAGUAUGAACUCCCUGCGCUGCAGCCGAAAGCCGUGGGGUUUCUGACGACGUACUAUACGUCACGCUUCAGGAGCUGGGCGAAUGGUGCACAUGCGCUCCAAUGGAAGCCUCAGCCCCUCGACGCUAUAAGCGCCAUCGCCAUUGCGCGCUUGACGCACACCGCAUCGAUCCUUCCCACCGCCUUCUACGAGCUUUGCACUUUGAAAGCAUCCCAAGUGCUCCGAGGGCGUCCGCGCAAGGAAGGCAGUUUCGAGAAGCUUUCCGAGAACGACGUCGAGCUGUACCUGGGGCUGCGGGACACGUUCGCGUACUACAACAUACACUCCGCGUUUCGCCUCUUCAGAACUCAGUCGAAGGAUUGUAUCUAUGGAUCAGACCCCGCAUCGGCUUGCGCCAUAUAUCUCAGGGGUGUUCUGGAUCAAUCGGGGCUCUCCAAUCUUCCUCACUUGGUGUCGUCUCUUCGUGCACUUGACAGCUGGCUCAAAAACGUCGCCGAGUACAAGCCCCCGAAGGACAAUCUUACUCCUCCUGGGCUGUGUCGCCAUUGCAAGAGCAACAUCGAGACGCGCGAUAUAGAUCUACGGCACCAAAUUUGGGGCCUCCUACCGGAUGCUGUGGGCGUCACUAUCGAAGGCUGGGAUGCUGGUUCAUAACGGCCUAAUGACCGGGCUUUCCUAACAUGACGUUACAUAGUGCUGUUGUUCUGCACGAGUGGAUCAUAUUCCGCACCGGAGGACUCGC